CUGACUUCCUGGCCGCGCCUCCAGUCGAUUUCGCGUGUCAAUUUCAAACAGCAAAACAACUGACCAUGUGGUCAAAGAUCCGCACUAUUUCUUACGAACAGAUUGGGAACUCAACGGGUACAUCCGAGACUCUCCCAGCUGCAUGGUACACCAAUCCAGUCGUACGUCAAACUGCUCACCGCGUGAGCUCGACGACUUGGCACUUCAUUCUCCAAAUCCCCAGCGACACCGCAGUCGCGGACAUCCAAUUUGCGAAGGCUUUUCAAGGAUUCGUCUCGACAUUUGUCAUGUUGAAACUCUACCGAACCAUCUUGUUGGCAGUCGCUGUCUCCUCAACCAGACUAGACAAUCUCGUCAAUGCUGCUGAGUGCACGGAAGCAGAAUGGCAGACCAGUCUGGGCAUCUGGAAAGGAGCAGCGACGACGUCGGCAUGCGCGCAAUAUGCCGUUGGCGACACCUUUGUUAGUGCGCCGUGCACUGCCCGGUCGUGCGUCGCCGUGAUGGAACAAGUCGGUGAACAGCUUCCGGACUGUACGGUCAGUGGGGUGAACAACAAGAUUGAGGUGCAGAAUGCAAUGACGGCCUGUAACGGGAACGAUCUCAUCGAGACGGACGCCCCGUUCGUGACGCCACCCACUGCCGCUCCACUGAUCACUACUGCUCCGAUUGUAACAAGCGCUCCGUUCCAGACCCUUGCCCCGUUGUCGUCGCUUGCUCCUCGUCCGGGUGGUGAUGCUAGUGAGACGUCAACAGCAACGACUGUGCCUUCAUCCACGGCCGGAUCUGUUGAUUGGAGUGGUGGUUCCUCGUCAUCCACUCCGUCUCCGGCUGCUACCAGUUCUAAUACGAGCUGUACGGAGUCGCAGAUCUCAAACCUCGAGAGCUUGUACACUCGAGCGGCCAAGAGCUCUGCCUGCGCACCCGAUGUCUCUAUCACCGAUUACACUGUGUAUAUCUACACCAAGUGUGCGUCGUCGUGUGCCUCGAGGCUCCAACUACUAGCGGGUGAUAUCCCCAACUGCUACUACGACCACGGAUCGUCGAAUAUGAAAACUGCACUGCUGGAGAAGAUCGACUACUGCAAAGUGACGAACCAAGCCAACUACAUCAGCACGACGUUGUUCCUCUCAACAAGGUCAUCCACGCCGGACGCAUCAAGCGCUUUAGCGCUGCAGCUCGGUCAAACGUUUAGCCUAGUGUUUUUCGCGGUUGUAUUAGCUCUACUGUAGCUGUAGAUUAAGCUCACCAACGGUUUGGAGGUAACGAUUAAAUUCAGCUCAACCACAUUCGUCAUGCCUCCAUGCCUCAAGCAAUGAAGCGUAUGGCCAGAGUAUUCGCUGAUACUACAGCUGCGCCUUUGCACGCCCA
Phytophthora nicotianae INRA-310 is the source of this 1368-nucleotide messenger RNA. RefSeq lists its product as hypothetical. The coding region runs from base 66 to 1229 and encodes 387 amino acids. Lineage: Eukaryota; Oomycota; Peronosporomycetes; Peronosporales; Peronosporaceae. The record is from RefSeq and is a predicted model, not a curated record. Gene Ontology annotation, cellular component: extracellular region. The transcript has a single exon.